Closterium sp. NIES-65 is the source of this 1260-nucleotide messenger RNA. NCBI's taxonomy places the organism in Eukaryota, Viridiplantae, Streptophyta, Zygnematophyceae, Desmidiales, Closteriaceae. The record is from the annotation of a GenBank genome assembly.
AUGAUUAGGUUAAACCCGGAUACUGCAGACCGCUUUUUCCGCCUUCAGCAGUUAUUAGGGAGGCGUAAGAUUAAACGCGCUUCGGCUUCUAGUGUAGUUAAUUGGUUGAUUGACUCGUCGAACCACAUACUCACGGCCCUGAUUGAUGGAUCGCUGAAUAUAGCAGAUGUUCCCGAGGAGGUUAGAAACGCGGAUGUUUCCGCGGGAGCUGGCGGAACUGGCGGAGUUGGGGGGGGCAAAACUAGGGGGAACGUUGCGGGGGCAGGCGGGUUCGGGGGAAGCAAGUUUGCGGAGCUGGAAGCUGCGCUGAAGAAGUUUGCCGCAGGGGAGCCGCGGGUUCGCGUGGGGGGUGCACGGGUUGGCGCGAGGGAGGCGCAGGUUGGCGCAGCGGAAGCGCGGGUUGGCGCGGCGAACGCGGAGGGGGGCGGGGGAGAGCGGAGCAUUUUGGGGGAAGCCAUGGGGGAAGAGGGGAUUGCGGAGCGGAAAAGGACAGGGGCGCAGGGCAGGGGGGGUGUUGCUGGGGGGAGACAGGGAGGUGUUCCUUUAGGUAUUGCUGAGGCCUCAGGUCCUGUCAGCGCUUCAGGUUCUGCAGAGCCUCCAAGCAAAGAGACUCAGGUGAAUGCUCAGGUGAAUUUUGAGAGCUCUGGCCUGGGAAUGCCAGAGGAGUUUUCUCAGGUGAAUAAGCAGUAUGCUCAGGUGGGUGCUCAGGUGGGUUUUGAGCAUGAGCUAGAUGUGGAGGGGGACGCUCAGGAGGAUCAGGAGGAGCACGCUGACCCUGCUUCACCCCUCCCUCACGAUCCCACCUCCCUCCCCCGUUCCCGCCCUCACCACCCCACCUCUCUCCCUCCUUCCCUCUCCCACCAUACUGCCAACCUCCCUCCCUCUCUCCCUCACCGAUCCGACACCCUCGCUUCUUCCCUCCCUCCGUCCCUCACACGUCACGCCAGUCAAAACGACUGGGUGGACAUAUCCGGUGCUGGAGAAGGAGCAGGAGUGCAAAGCGGCGUGGAGGAAUUGAAUGCGGUGGAAGGAGUCGAACAGGCUGGAAAAACGGUUUCGAAGGGUCGAGUGGAAAGGGAGGAUGGUGAAGAAGAGGAGAGUGAGAUGGACGGUAGUGAACAUCUGCUAGAGUCGAGUAUAUACGCGCAUGAGGAGGGGAUUGGAGGGAUAGGGUUGGAGUUUGGUGGGAGGGAGGGUGGUGGAGAGGAGAUUAUAGUGGCUAUUGAUUCGGAUGAUGAAGAGGAGGUGGUGGUUGCGUAG